Molecule: messenger RNA, 1584 nt
Organism: Zeugodacus cucurbitae (melon fly)
Lineage: Eukaryota; Metazoa; Arthropoda; Insecta; Diptera; Tephritidae
Exons: 2
Coding region: 1-1584 (527 amino acids)
Source: RefSeq, a predicted model, not a curated record
AUGCAACACUGCAAGUUUCUAAUAUGUCUCGCCACAUUAGUGACCAACUAUAGUCUCCUCAUCGACUUUGUGGAAUACAGGCACAAUGUGAAGCCCUUGGAUGGCUUAUUAAUCUUUCAAGCAAAUACAUUUUCCAGCGACGGUAUAGAACGUGAGCUGCAGGAUCAUUUCCGUUUACCGCAGAUUAUUGUGAAUAAUGUGGCAACAUUAAAUGUACAAAAUUUUAUAAAUAUCAGAAGCAUCGCUUUGAUCUUCAUGGAAAAGCUUGACCAGCCGCGCACAUGGAUGCUAGUCUCAAAGAUUUUACGGGCACGUUCCUUUAUACCGAUGAUUUUUGUUAGCCUAGCUGUGCCAUCGAUGGAUGUACAGUUGAAAUUCUUUAACUAUUUUAGACAACUAAAUAUACUCAACACGGUUGUGUUGUUUCGUGAGAAUGAUACAAUGAUGACAAACAAUCGCACUGAACUGCGCGGUCUAAAUGCGCAUUUGUUAUCCGUCUUCUUGAAACGCGUUAAUGGCACAUCUACAGUUAUGAGUCAUCCGAUAAAUGAGACAACGAUACGAACAAUCGAUAUGAGCGCUAAUCUUGUCUUUCGAAUCGAUCUUAUCCAUCGUAGCAUGGCGCCUAGUUACCCUGUGUUCCAAACAAAGGCAUGUUUGAUGUUACCCGUGGAGCCUGGCAUACCGGUGAGUUGGUAUCUCGUGUACGCUUUCGAUAUUUCCACAUGGCAUGCGCUGGGUUUUACCUUUAUUGCGAUCGCUUUACUGAAAAUCACCAUUAAUCGCAAUCACAGUAAUAGUGAUCUCGUACUACAUGGGUUGUCCGUAUUGCAAUUGUUUCUUGCUCAAUCCGUUCUUCUACCUGGUAUUAGAGCCGUAACAAGAGCUCUAUUCGUAAUUUAUUUCGGAGUGCUUUUUGUGGUAAUCGUGAGCGUAUAUGGGGGAAGUUUGACCUCACUGUUUAGUACACGGGUUCGCAUGCCAGCGGUACGCACUGCCGAGGAUUUCCUUAAAACCGGUUUGAUGAUAAUGGCAACAGACAACGAACGGCAGCUUUAUUUCGACGCCCAGCUGUUGCCGACUUCGCUCGAGUCGCGUAUAUAUAAUGUUGGAAGUGGCGCCGCUGCAAUUGAUCGUACGAUUGCGAAUACUUCGUUUGCCUAUAUAAUGACUAGAUACAAGUGGUUCUGGUAUAAGAAACCACAAAAUCAUUUAGAAAAUCCGGUGUUUCGUAUGGCCAGCGGAUCAUUGUGUACGCCCAGUUUGCUACAAGCUUUCGCACUGCAAAGGCAAUCGCCAUUCAGAGAGUUGUUGAAAAUACUCUGCUUAGAAUUACAACAAUUAGGAUUUGUCGAUCACUGGUUGGCCGAGGUGCCGCCUGCGGUCAAAUUUCAACUGAGCAACGAGACGGGCAUGUCUGAGGUGCCUUUGAGUUUGUCACAUUUUACAUUGGGAUUUCAUGUCCUGGGUGUGGGUUGGAUUAUAGCGUUGGUAACUUUUGUUGGUGAGUUAAUUGUUUCGAGACGGCGUGAAAUCUUCGCUUCGCGUGUUAUUAAGCGCCUCGGAAAAUUGGGUGGGAAGUAA